Histoplasma mississippiense is the source of this 357-nucleotide messenger RNA. RefSeq lists its product as hypothetical. Bases 1 to 357 code for a protein of 118 amino acids. NCBI's taxonomy places the organism in Eukaryota, Fungi, Ascomycota, Eurotiomycetes, Onygenales, Ajellomycetaceae. The record is from RefSeq and is a predicted model, not a curated record. The transcript has 3 exons.
AUGUUUCACACCUCGAGCAGUACCGAAAAUCAUAAUGAGAUUUGCACCCAGGGCGGGAGGAGGGUGGAGUCUGCGAAGAUCAAGGAGGCUGAGAUCGUCGAGGCCAAUGUCGACGGAUAUAUGCUCAAGAAGAUUUUCCAAAAUUGGGGGUGGGUUCUCUGGAAGCGGUGGGGAUAUGUUUUUGGGAUUCUUCUGGCUGCCCUUCAGUUUCUUCCCCGAUAUGGAUUUCAGGGCUGGAGGACGGGCUUGAGCGGUGGACCUCGAACCACCAGCCAGAGGCGUUAUCGCUACAUCGGAAAGGGAGAUAAACGACCGAAUGAGAUUACUUCGGCAAGCACGGCAUUGGAUGCCUCUUAG